Messenger RNA from Misgurnus anguillicaudatus (oriental weatherfish), 2716 nucleotides. The record is from RefSeq and is a predicted model, not a curated record. Lineage: Eukaryota; Metazoa; Chordata; Actinopteri; Cypriniformes; Cobitidae.
CGUGGUAAUUCUUUACGCAAAAGACUACAUUUCCCAGCAUUCAUUUCGGUGGGAAGUUCUUAUUCGCACGAAGUUGUGUUUAUUGAAACUAAAAACCACACAUCAUCUGAAACAGAAGCCGUGGCAAGUCAGUACUGAAAACAGACGGAUAAGCUAGCCUGCAGUUUAACACAUAAAAUGGGGACUGAACCUGGGCCAGUCCAAAUAGUGACAGUCAACAAAGAGGACCAUUCCUUUGACCUAGAUACAAAGGCACUCAGUCGAAUUCUCUUGGCACCUGAAGUCCGCGAUAAGAAUGUGGUGGUGGUGUCUGUUGCCGGUGCCUUCCGAAAAGGCAAAAGUUUUCUCUUGGAUUUCAUGCUCCGAUACAUGUAUAAGAAGCCUGGUGAGGACUGGCUUGGACAGGAGAAUGAGCCCCUGACAGGAUUCUCAUGGAGAGGAGGCUCAGAACCAGAGACCACUGGCAUCCAGCUAUGGAGUGAAGUCUUUGUUGUGGAGAAAAAAGAUGGAAGUGAGGUUGCAGUGGUUUUAAUGGACACACAAGGAGCAUUUGAUUCUCAGUCGACUGUAAAAGAUUGUGCCACUAUUUUUGCCCUCAGCACCAUGACCAGCUCUGUCCAGAUUUAUAACCUAUCACAGAAUAUUCAGGAAGAUGAUCUACAACAACUUCAGCUGUUUACAGAGUAUGGCCGACUGGCAAUGGAUGAAAUCUUUCUCAAGCCUUUUCAGUCACUUAUGUUCCUGGUCAGAGAUUGGAGUUUCCCAUACGAAUACAAAUACGGGUUCAAAGGAGGAAGUAAUUUCCUUGACAAACGUCUGCAAGUGAAACCGUCUCAGCAUGCGGAGAUCCAGACAGUGAGAGAGCACAUUCAUUCCUGUUUCACCUCCAUAUCCUGUUUUCUCCUACCACACCCUGGCCUAAAGGUGGCAACAAGCCCUGCUUUCAAAGGACAACUGUGUGAUGUGGCUCCAGAGUUUAAGGAUGAGUUGCGAGCUCUUAUUACACAUCUGCUGGAGCCUAAUGAACUGGCUGUGAAGGAGAUCAAUGGAAAUCAGGUGACCUGCAGAGGCCUGCUGGAGUUUUUUAAGGCAUAUAUCAAGAUAUAUCAGGGAGAGGACCUUCCACACCCCAAAUCUAUGUUAGAGGCUACAGCAGAGGCCAAUAACCUUGCGGCUGUCGCAACAGCUAAAGACCAGUACUACAAGAACAUGGAGAAGGUCUGUGGUGGUGAUCUACCUUAUGUGUCCCCUGACUCAUUGGAGGAAAAGCACCGUUUCUUCCUGCAAGAAGCCCUUCGUAACUUCAAUAGCACUAAGAAGAUGGGUGGACGAGAUUUCUGUAAACGUUAUCAGGAACAGCUGGAAGCAGAGCUGGCGGAGCUUUGGGUGUCUUUCAGUAAGCACAAUGAGUCCAAGAAUAUCUUCAGUGCAUUCCGGACACCUGCGGUGCUUUUUGUCUUGAUUUGCCUUCUGUAUAUGCUGUCAACACUCUUGCUCUUCAUCGGUCUGGGAAUGAUUUCCUUUGUAUGUGACUGUGUAAUCGGUCUGGCCAUGAUUGCUAUGGUGACCUGGGCCUUUAUUCGUUACUCUGGCCAAUACAGAGGAGUAGGCACAGCCAUAGACCAGGCUGCUGGGAUGUUGCUGGAACAGGCCACAGAUAUAUUGAACAAGACGAGAGGCCAGGGUCAGGUGGCUGCACAACAGAAGAAAACAAGUUAGCUUCUCAGGCAAACCCGAAAAUGCCAGAGAUGUAAACUGCACAGACGUGACCAAUAAGAUAAAAAUAAUGCACAUCUCCAACCAAAGCGCUUACAUAUCUACUUUUAAUGCAUGAUGACCUAUUUUGACAACAUAUUUAGAACCAGAUUUUUAAAUAUCAAUAAAAAUACGACCAAAAUUCACAAACCAGCAGGUAGUUUUUCAGGGACAGAUAUUUUAGCACAAGGGCUUUCCACAAAAUGUAGUGAUACGUUUACAGUUCAUUCCAGUACUGCCAAAGACGUUUGUAGUGUUACAAACAUCAUUAGCAGGUCAGGGUCACUGGUUUGCACUCUAUAGACAUGUUAUCUGUUUGUUUUCUUUAGCCUGGGAUACAUUUGUACAUAUACCAUUACUUCAUAAAAGCUUGUGCUUUGAAAAUGUUUAGUAUUAAAAAUGUAACUACACUUGUCUUAUGUGACCCAUGCAAAACCUUUAUUAUACCAAACUGUGGCCUUCUAUGCAUUCCAUCGAUAUCUUCCUAUGAUAUCUUCGAUAAAUCUUGUAAAUAAUUUGCACUUUGAUUUCAUUCAUACUAUUCAAUCCAAAAAUCAUUUAGUGCUGAACAUUUAUGAACGUAUUGAUAGAAAAGCCAAAGCAAACUGUUUUAACAGUGGAAAACCCAUUGUACUCUGUCUUCUUAUCCCGAAAGGUUUGUCCAUUGUUUGAUAUUUCCUUUUCAUUUUGGUAAACACCUGAUUUUUUUGUAUUUAAAGUAGUCUUGCAGUCAGCUUUAGUAGUGGUCUUUAAUGGUCACAGUAACAUUCCAUUUUAUUUGUUAUUAUUUAAUAUACUCCAAAUGUGUAAUAUAGUGGUGAACUUCCCUUUCAAAAAAAGCUCUGUGGUGGUACUUUGGUUACAUUAGUGGCAUAUGAUGGGUAAUACCAGGGUUUUUACGUGAUACACCAAAGUACUUCCUAAAAAAAAAACAUGGUACAUCUAAAAGUUCGCAGUUGUU